Molecule: messenger RNA, 2004 nt
Organism: Melanotaenia boesemani (Boeseman's rainbowfish)
Lineage: Eukaryota; Metazoa; Chordata; Actinopteri; Atheriniformes; Melanotaeniidae
Gene: pdia6
Product: protein disulfide isomerase family A, member 6
Exons: 13
Coding region: 95-1414 (439 amino acids)
Biological process (GO): response to endoplasmic reticulum stress
Cellular component (GO): endoplasmic reticulum lumen
Molecular function (GO): protein disulfide isomerase activity; protein-disulfide reductase activity
Source: RefSeq, a predicted model, not a curated record
UUUUUUUUUCCUUGUACUUUUGUGGGAGACGGCAGCAGCCGUAAUCUGCGUGCGUUGUUGCAGGAGAGUGGUUACGCGGAGAGAAGUUAAAACCAUGAAGCCACUUUUACUUGGAGUGCUGGGCUGCUCUCUGGUCCUAACUGUUCGAGCCUUAUACUCAUCCAGCGAUGAUGUUAUUGAGCUGACACCUUCCAACUUCAACAGGGAGGUGAUCCAGAGUGACAGUCUGUGGCUGGUUGAGUUUUAUGCUCCUUGGUGUGGACACUGUAAAAGUUUAGCUCCAGACUGGAAGAAGGCAGCUACCGCCCUCAAGGGUAUUGUCAAAGUUGGAGCAGUAGAUGCUGACCAGCACAAGUCUCUGGGAGGGCAGUAUGGCGUCAGAGGGUUCCCCACCAUCAAGAUCUUUGGAGCCAACAAAAACAAGCCAGAGGAAUACCAAGGGGGGCGCAGUAGCCAGGCCAUUGUGGAUGGAGCAAUGAAUGUUUUGCGCUCUCUGGUAAAAGAGAGGCUGGACGGCAAGUCUGGUGGGUCCGGUUACAACAAACAGCAGAGCGGCGGCGGCAGCCAGAAGGAUGUGGUCGAGCUCACUGAUGACAACUUUGACAAGAUGGUGCUGGACAGUGAUGAAGUGUGGAUGGUGGAGUUCUUUGCUCCCUGGUGUGGACACUGCAAAAAUCUGGAGCCUGAGUGGGCAGCUGCAGCCACAGCUGUCAAGGAGCAGACAAAUGGCAGAGUUCGCCUUGGGGCUGUGGACGCUACUGUACACCAGGUUCUGUCCAGUCGCUAUGGGAUCCGCGGGUUUCCCACCAUCAAGAUUUUCCGUAAAGGCGAGGUGCCCGAGGACUACCAAGGAGGUCGCACUCGUGGAGACAUCAUCGAGAGGGCUAUAGAUCUGUUCUCGGACAACGCUCCUCCUCCUGAGCUGCAGGAGAUCCUCAGUGAAGACAUCUUGAAGAAGACCUGUGAGGACAGUCAGCUGUGUAUAAUUGCCGUCCUGCCACAUAUCUUAGAUACAGGUGCAGCUGGUAGGAAUGGUUACCUGGAGGUGAUGAUGAAACUAGCUGAGAAGUAUAAGAAGAAGAUGUGGGGCUGGAUGUGGGCUGAAGCAGGAGCUCAGAUGGAGCUGGAGGCAUCUCUGGGUAUCGGUGGGUUUGGCUACCCUGCCAUGGCCGCCAUCAACACACGGAAGAUGAAAUUUGCUCUCCUCAGGGGCUCCUUCAGUGAGACUGGCAUUCAUGAGUUCCUCAGAGAGCUUUCUGUUGGCCGUGGCUCCACUGCAACACUGGGAGGUGGCGUUAUGCCCAAGAUUCAAACUGUGGAACCCUGGGAUGGCAAAGAUGGACAGCUUCCUGUGGAGGAAGAGUAUGACCUUAGCGAUGUUGACCUGGAUGACUUUGACAAGGAUGAGCUAUGAGCUCGAACAGCAUAGGAUCUGAUCCAGACUGGUUUUGGUCUGGUCUGGUCCUAUGUGUCCCACCUUCCCUCUACUGUGGACCAAUGGGAGGCUCUGUUGCCCGGUUACUGAAAUACUCCAGAAAAGACACAUGAGAGACACCUGCAGUUUCUCACAUAAUUUUUCUGUCACACAGGGAAAGGAGGGAGGGGAGCACAUGCAUCCCUGGCGUGAACUUUCACACAAACCUGCUGAACGGUAGAAGCUGCAUAAUUAUACAGCUGCCUCCAGCUGAGAGAAGGAGUUUCUGAAGGUCACGUCAGUCAUUCAAGUCUUUUUCCAACAUUGUCCCUUUUCCCCUCUUCAGCCACCUUUCAAGCACCUAUUUUAAGAUGUGGACUUGUGAAAGUAACACUUCAACCUGAUGUGACUACAUGUGUUUUCUCUUUAAAAAAAACAGUGAAUGAAAAUUUUGGGAGGGUUUGCAUUAUGUCUGUCCAGGACAAGGGGAUACGUGGGACUUGUGUAGAUUUUUCUUACACGACUUUAUUUGAAUUGUGUGAAAACAAAAUGACAUUUUUUGUUACAAAAAUAAAAAGGAAUAAAAACAA